AAGACAUCUGUGAGUCCUCACGAGGAGAUGAAGGCAGCAUUUAUGGCUGAAAUGAAAGCUGAAAACAUCAAGCAGUUUCUUUACAAUUUUACACGGCUUCCACACUUAGCAGGAACAGAGGAGAAUCUGCACCUGGCAAAGCAAAUCCAAGCUGAGUGGAAGGAGUUUGGAUUGGAUUCUGUUCAGCUGGCUCACUAUGAUGUCUUACUCUCUUACCCUGAUGAAACUAAGCCCAACUACAUCUCAAUAAUUGAUGAGCAUGGAAACGAGAUUUUCAACACAUCGUUAUCUGAGCCUCCUCCUCCAGGAUAUGAGGCUGUUAGAGAUGUGGUGCCACCUUACAGUGCGUUUUCAGCCCAAGGAAUGCCUGAGGGUGAAUUAGUGUAUGUGAAUUAUGGUCGCACUGAGGACUUCUUUAAGCUAGAACGUGAAAUGGGAAUCAACUGUACCGGAAAGAUUGUAAUCGCUAGAUAUGGCAGGAUCUUCAGAGGAAAUAAGUUACUUCCCAACGAAAACUCAAGAAACAGAAGAUCUCUUAACGAUCAUACGGAACCCAGUAUCUGCGUAUGUAUUUCCAGGAAAUUACAUGGUAUGAGACAGGUGAAGAAUGCUGAACUGGCAGGUGCUAAGGGAGUCAUUCUGUACUCUGACCCUGCUGACUACUGUGCCCCAGGAGUAAAUCCCUAUCCAACUGGCUGGAACCUGCCAGGUGGAGGAGCUCAGCGUGGAAACGUAUUAAACCUGAAUGGGGCAGGGGAUCCUCUGACACCAGGCUAUCCUGCGAAGGAAUACACCUACCGAUUAGACAAAGCCAGUGGUAUAGGUCUCCCAAAAAUUCCAGUUCAUCCCAUUGGUUAUCAUGAUGCUGAGUUACUACUGCGAAAGCUUAAUAUGAGCCAGAAGACAAACUAGUGUUCUGUGUUGAUGCCAGAAAGCUUGUUCACAAAUACCUUGGCAUGAGCAUUUGAGAAACAGGAACAUUACAGAUCUUAUUCACAAUGCUGACAUGAGUGUUCUGAAGUGCUGAGGUAUUAUUACAUGUUGAACUCACCUUUGCUCACAUGUGGCUGUAUCUCCCAAGUGGUAUGAAUUGCAAUAGAAGUAUUAAAGUGUUCUUUUCUUCUGGGGGUAAGGGAUGGCAGGGAAAAGUAAAGAAAAACAAUUAUCUGUUAUGAAUUAACAGGUUAACAUCUCUUUUUUAUUUCCUCUACUUAAGCAGAAUU
Molecule: messenger RNA, 1223 nt
Organism: Struthio camelus australis
Lineage: Eukaryota; Metazoa; Chordata; Aves; Struthioniformes; Struthionidae
Source: RefSeq, a predicted model, not a curated record